Molecule: messenger RNA, 776 nt
Organism: Cornus florida
Lineage: Eukaryota; Viridiplantae; Streptophyta; Magnoliopsida; Cornales; Cornaceae
Product: transcription factor MYB3-like
Exons: 3
Coding region: 114-713 (199 amino acids)
Biological process (GO): cell differentiation
Cellular component (GO): nucleus
Molecular function (GO): transcription cis-regulatory region binding
Source: RefSeq, a predicted model, not a curated record
ACAUCAAAGUUUCAAACAAACUGACUCUCUCUCUCUCUCUCUCUCUCACACACACACACACACACACACACACACCCUUACAGCAUAUACAUCUAUCUCCCUGUGUGUACAAUAUGGCUCGGAAGAACGAAGGAUCUAGUAGUAGUAAAAAUGUCUUUAACAAAGGGGCGUGGACAGCUGAGGAAGAUCAAAAACUAGCUCAGUAUGUAGAAAUCCAUGGUGCAGAGAAGUGGAAAACAGUAGCAAUUAAAUCAGGCUUGAACAGAUGCGGGAAGAGUUGUAGAUUGAGGUGGUUGAAUUAUCUGAGACCAAACAUCAAGAGAGGCAACAUAUCUGAUGCAGAAGAGGACUUGAUACUUAGGCUUCAUAAGCUACUUGGGAACAGGUGGUCAUUGAUUGCUGGGAGACUUCCAGGACGAACUGAUAAUGAAAUCAAGAAUUACUGGAAUUCACAUUUGAGCAAGAAAAUGAAACAUAAAGAAAAAACAGCAGCAACUUCAACGGCACAAGAGACUACGCCUCAAAAAACUGUGGCCAUCCAUGAGGCCGACAAAGAAGGCAUUGAUGGAAGCGGAUACAUGGAUCCUAGCUUCAAUGCAAAUGAAUUCUUUGAUUUCUCGAGUGAAGGCACCUACGGGUUAGAGUGGGUGAAUAAAUUUCUUGAACUCGAUGAGGAUCCAUGGCUUUCUGAUAAAAAAAAUGGAGGUCUGUAGUAAAGUUUCUGCCGUUGAAUUUUUUUUAGUUGGUGCAGAAUUUUAAGAGAAUGCUUGUGGAUA